Vittaforma corneae ATCC 50505 is the source of this 477-nucleotide messenger RNA. RefSeq lists its product as uncharacterized. Lineage: Eukaryota; Fungi; Microsporidia; Nosematidae. The record is from RefSeq and is a predicted model, not a curated record. The transcript has a single exon. Gene Ontology annotation, molecular function: protein-folding chaperone binding. Bases 1 to 477 code for a protein of 158 amino acids.
AUGGCUGCAAAUUUUAGUUUUGCGGAGACGCACACGGAAGUUCUCAUUACGUUCUACAAAGCACCAAACGAUGUAAAGAGCGGCGUGUCUGAGGUUGUUAGCCCAGAAAUCAAACUGAAGGAUUCUGCUACCUUGAUGUAUAACACGGAGGAAAUAUCUCUGCAUGCUGCAGUUCAACUGGUAAGCAUUGAAGACUCGAAGUAUAAGACUGAAGUAGUACUAAAGAAGGAGACGCCAUCAAAAUGGAACUGCUUGAGUGGAAAGGUAGAGGUGCUGAAGGUGAGGGAUGAAAUCUAUAAGGACGAUCAGGAGCAGUCUAAUCCUCAAGACAUGAUGGAGCUGUUUAAAGAUAUCUAUGCGAAAGGCGAUGACGAUGUGAAAAGAGCGAUGAACAAGAGCUUGAAAGAGAGUGCUGGCACUGUCCUGAGUACAAACUGGAAGGAUGUUAGCUCGAAGAAAGUAAAUCCAGAAAAGUAG